Messenger RNA from Hydatigera taeniaeformis, 1746 nucleotides. NCBI's taxonomy places the organism in Eukaryota, Metazoa, Platyhelminthes, Cestoda, Cyclophyllidea, Taeniidae. The record is from the annotation of a GenBank genome assembly.
AUGACGGCUGUCAGCAAAAACGCUUUUGAGAAGUUGCAUCUAGAACUUGAUCCAGAGUCUGCCGAUUAUCUCAUUCCAAACAGUGGCCUUGUUGGUUUCCGAUUCCUCGUCCACGAGACACCUGAACCGCAUUGGAUACAUCACCAGGCAGCCGUGUUUCUUGGAGCCCAAUUCCACACCAUGCUUCGUCUCGUUGACUCGAUUUCACUCUCAGCUUGCAGCUGUACAGAGCCGUGUGAGCAACUUGUCUACACGUAUGAGUCGAUAACUCAGGCGUGGCAACCUUUUCUUCCUGGCUUCCGAGGUUUCGGAAAGUCCCAGUCCCUGCUCCCUCGAAAUGCGCACAAUAGAUCAAGGUCGGAUGGACAAAGUUCUCACACGCUGAAUCGACAUUGGUUGAGCUUUCCUGGUCAAAAUGAAAAAGACUAUCAGUUAUCAGCAUCCAUUCAGCUGUGGGCAUUCCUUCGAGAGGCCAAUCGCAAUGUUUUUCAUGAACUCAUGAGUUUGGAUGAAACUUUACUCAGCCUUCAUCGUAUAACAAAGAUGAUGCAGGAUGCGGUGAAGGUAAUAGGUCAAGCGGCAAAUUAUUCAAGAGGGGACGGGAGUCGUCUCAUAAACAGUCUCCUCCAUGCCGGAGGAAAGAAAAGCAGUCUUUUUGACGAAAAUUGCCUGGAUCAGGCUGAACACACUGGUAUGCUGAUGCGAGUUAGCCAACUCAGUAAUGCCUUCACAGACAGGCUGCAGGAGUCCUUUCUCUUCGACAUGACCCAAGAUACUGUACAACUGAAUUUGGUAAUGAUUUUCCUUCAGCGGAGUCCGCUCGACUUUUCGCGCCUUUUGAACGAUCUUCGAAUAAGUGACCUCAUCUCCGAUGUGACUGUGCUUGACCUCCGUCGAAACGGUCAAAAGUGCCUUGAUGCAGCCUACAGUCUGAAUGGCUUUUUAAGCAACUUCACCAUGAGGGGAAUGUACUCUCGCAACUCUUCCAUAACCAAAGCAAAUGAUGUAGCUCGUGGCAGUGAAAAUAUAAUUUCCUCGCUGCAAUCAAUGCUUCUUGCAACGGAUUCAAAUUUGAAUAAAAUUAGUGCCAAAUUUUCACGUCUAUACGAUCGGAAUAAGGUGCUCAUCAAAGAAAUGCGAGGUCUGCUUUCAUCUCAGUCAUCUAUGGAGCAGCGUCAUAGUCGAGUCGCCGUUACUGUCCAAAUAUCUUCAAGACAAGGCUGGUCACUUAGACUGAAGUCACCAGAAUCACUCUUUAACAAGAAUGCUGAACUUUUGGAUAUCCUCACGUCCGCGGUGAUGAUUGGAUCGUUACUGGUGCUGCUAGCUGAAGGCGUGUUCACCACUGUGUGGGAGUGUCGUUUGCGGCCGCACAUCCGUACGUCACAGGAACUCCUCAAGCACCGUUUCGAACACAGGAUGCACGAGGGCAUGCAAUCAUCUCCGUCGCCACCGCCAUUGGCAUCGCUGUCGCAACAGAUAAAGGCCGUUAUCCCGGUAUCCACCAGGUCACUGCAACCAUUGAGUGGGUCGCCGGGCUACGUCUACAGCCUGCCAAGAGAUCGAACGGGACUGUCGGCUUACAACGUCAAGUGGAACCACCUCACCCUUGCCCAGCCGUCUAAAUUCGCUGACCAACUUAUGCGUCAACGAGAACAGCAUCCUCGAUUCCUAGAUAUCACCGAGUCCACCAGUUGCAUUAACACGCCUUCGACCUCCACUCAUCCCCUCUCAGACGUUGUCUAG